This is a messenger RNA of Cimex lectularius (bed bug), 1100 nucleotides long. RefSeq lists its product as uncharacterized. The record is from RefSeq and is a predicted model, not a curated record. Bases 75 to 905 code for a protein of 276 amino acids. The transcript has a single exon. Lineage: Eukaryota; Metazoa; Arthropoda; Insecta; Hemiptera; Cimicidae.
UCUAUAUCAAUUUAUUUAAUUUAAUACAACAAAAUAUACAUCUGUCUUAAAUUGAAUUUAUUAUUAAGUGUUUAAUGUUCUUACAAGCUGGGCUUGAAAUAUGGAUUACAUUGGUAUUUUUCUUCGUGAUAAGUGUUGCAUCUCUGCCUGACAGACGCAAGAACGAAGGCUUGGGAAUUCAUGUGGUCGGUGUUGCUGACGAAGAUGAUUUCAAAUUGUAUGACGACAAGACGCUUAUAAAAACUCCAGACCUGUUUAGAAAAAGACAACGUAGAAAGGAGAAAUUCUAUUCGGUGAAGAAGUAUUUCAAGUACCCCGAGCCCGAUUAUCCCCAGUUGUUGGAGAGGAAAUACAGGAUUAAAGUAAAAAUACAAAAUGUCGCGAAUAAAGAAACAAAUUACGACUACGAGGCUUUGAAAGAUGAAUAUUUGACGAUAGAAGAGGUAGAGAAAAACAUUGACCGUUUAAAUAAUGCAUCAGGUAGGAUACAAGCUCGUGUUCCGCAGGUCUUGCACGAGAUCGUCGAUGUAAGCAUGCCGAAAAACUGUUCUUAUGAAGAAGACACCAACUACGGCAUUCAGGCGAUUCGGUGUGUCAUGAGCGAAGCGGCGCAGUCUGGCUUGACAAAAGGUGUGAGAAGGCAUGCAAUCAGAUUAGUGCUUUUCUGGCUGAUUGUGUACGCAGUGAUCGCCAUCCCGCUUUGGCUUGUUAAAGGUUGGUGUUGCUGCUGCUGCCGGUGCAAGAUCUGUUUCCCCGAACUCAUCGCCGAAGAAGUCAAGACUUACAUAGUACGAAAUCCACCCGGCGUUAUCACGCUCGCGAAUGGAAAGACGAAGAAAUACCCGGCGCAGAUCUAUGAAAUUGACAUGUUCAGAGAGCUGGAAGUAAAAGCUUUUAGAUUCUAGUUGUUUAAAAUUUUAACAAAAGAAUAAAACACGGUGUAAAAUUAAAAUUAAAAAAUUGUAAAAUUGUAUCAAAUGUGAUAAUGGCAGCUGAAUAUAAAAACUUUCAAUUUUUGCUAAUAACCAGUUUUAUAAACUAUUACAAAGAAUAAAAUGUUUUAAAAAAUUCUGUGUAAAGCCUUUUUUUUUUUUUUUUUU